GGAUGCAGCUUGUACCUCCAUCCUGCCAUCACUAAUCACCCUCAUUCUCCAGGAAGCCUCGCUGCUCAGGUACCCGUUAUAGAUGAGGAGCUGGUGGGUGGGGGAGGUUGCUCAUUGCAGUGUUUUGGGGACAAGGAGGCAGACAGCUGUGGAAGUGUUGGAGCGAGACUGACAAAUUGGAGAUUCAUUCGCCACUGUGUGACUUUGCAAACAAGGUUAUUGGUCCCUGGGCUGCAAAUCUGUGUCAGGAUCUUGCAAAGUUAAGAAGCUUGACCCAGCAAACACUCUGCAUGGGGAGGAGACAGAAAAAAAAACUUCAUUUGCAAAGGAAGUGCCCAAACAUACACAAAUAUACACAGAGCUGGGAGCUGAUCAGAUGGUUCUGUUAUAGAGAAGAAUGCUACGAAGGAAUGGGAAAAUAAAAGUGCUUGAUGUGUAACUGCCAAAAAAAAACAGGAAAAGGUGACACUGCUUUCAGUGAUGAUGGAAUAGCUUCCCUGCAGAAUACAGUUGCCUCAGGAGAAGCUAUUGAACACUGUAUCUGACCUCCAGCCACAGCACUCGCUGUACUUUCAAGGGAUGUGCAUCACCAGUUUCCCCUCUGGGUUUGUAUGUUCAGGAGAUACAGGCCCACAAUUAUUUAAACCAAGUUUUGCAAUACAUUGAGAGAUCGAUGGCAGCUCUCGUCACAUCCUUCAAUGGUACAGGCUUCUCCUUAUGAAGUGACAAGCCUUUCCUUGCUGACCAUUGCAGCCUUUGCUGGUCUCUGGGCCACAACCCCAUUUGCAAUGUGGAGCUGCAUCCAAGGCAACUUUGGGCUCAACAGCACAUCCUGCCGAGACGACCCGUGCCAGAGGGUGGGCCUGGCCCUAUCUGUUGCCUCGACAGCCUACCUCGUGGUCUGCUUCCCACUAGGCCUUGUCCUCAAUGGUUUGGUUCUCGCUGUCAAUCUGCGCCACAAGUCGUCCAUCAACAUGCCUGAUGUCUACUUCACCAAUAUGGCGCUCGCUGGCCUGAUUCUGAACCUGGUGGCUUUCCUGCAGCUCCUGGGGCCUGACCACCUCCUGUGGCCGGUGUGGACCUUCAGCCGGGAGCUCUGCAUGGCCUCCUUCAUCCUCUUCAAUAUGGCUGCCCUAGUCAGCACCUACUCCGUCACCUUGCUGAGCCUGGACUGCUUCAUUGAGCGGGCGUUGCCGCACACCUACAUGUCAAGUGUAUACAACACCAAGCACGUCUGCAGCUUCGUGUGGGGUGGAGCUGCCCUGGCCAGCUUCUCCUCCCUCCUCUUCUACGCCUGCAGCAAGAUUUCCGAGGAGCUCAACGACUGCUCGAAACUGCGGACCAAGGAGCUGGGCGACGCCAUUAUGGUCUUCACGGGGCUGUUGGCCCCCACCGCCGGGGUGGGCUACGCCCUCUGGCUAAUCCACCGGCCCCGUAAGGAACAUCCCUAUCAACUUGAGGAAUCCUCGAGGCUUGACCCUUGCAUCCAGAGACUUCUCCUGGCCACUGUCUCGGCGCACUUUGUCCUCUGGUUGCCGUACUACCUCACCCUCCUGGUGAGCACCGCGCAUUUUGUCACCAGAAGCGAGGGCGAUCGGCACUUUAGCAAGCUGCUUCACUUCCUGAGAGGAUCCAGCGAGCUGCUUGCUUACCUGAGUUCCUGCACUUUGCCCAUGAUAUACAAACGCCUGCAGAAGAGCUUCAGCUGCCGGCUCAGGCUGGUGAUCCAGGGCUUGUAUCGUGGGCAUCUGGGCCACCCUUCCCACGUACAACAGCAGCAGCGCAUUGCAACAGUCUCAAGGGCAGACCUGGCCCUACAGAACAUCAGUGUCUCUGCCCAACACUUGGUGUAGAAUUAGGUCCAAAGGGACCUCAGAAGCAACACUUUCAUGCAGAAGGUGUUGGGUGUUUGGAAUGAACCACUGGAGGAAGCAGAGGAGGCUGGUACAAUUAGGUAUGGGGACAUGCGUAGGAAGGGUUUGGAGGGAUAUGGGCCAAAUGCUGGCAAAUGGAACUAGAUUAAUUUAGGAAAUCUGGUCAGCAUAGAAGAGUUAGACUGAGGGGUCUGUUUCCAUGCUGCACAGCUCUAUGACUCUAAUUCCUCACUCCAUCCCAACAGUCAGACCCUGUCAAACAGGAUUGAGCCUAACUCUGCAGUUUCUGUCUAUGAUCAAACCCAUCAGCUGCAGAAGGACUUGCAUUUGAAUAGCACCUUUCAUCAGCUCACGAUGCCGCAAAGCCACUAAGUAUUGAAGUACAGGAGCAAAUGACUGCAGCUGCUGGAAUCUGUACUGAAAAUAAAAGAAAAACCACAGCAGGUCAGGCAGCAUCCGUACAGCGACAGCAAGCUAAUGUUUCAAGGCUCGUUGAACUGGGGUUGACGUGGUAUAUUGAAGCAUCGUCAUUUUUAUUUGUUCAGGAAACCACGGCAAGUAUAGUGUGCACAAGCAACAAUAUCUGACCAGUUUGAUGAGUUUUUGAUGACAUUGGAUGAUAAGUGGACAUUACCCUGUUCACUGAAGAGAUUCCACCCCCCAACCCAUAAUACCUCCAACCCACUCGUACCUGCUUUCAAAAAACGCCACCUCCUUUCCUUUUAUCCUGAACAGGUUGGUGUUGUAAUUGGGACUCGGGAACAGGAAGUGGCAAAUUUAGCAACUUGAGCCUAUUUCCACCGUUUGCUUAAAUUUUAGCCGAUCUAUCUCCCACACUAUUCACCCAACUUGGUUCCAUACCACUCAAUCCUGUCAAAAUCUAUCAAGCUCAUCAACUUUCCAGUGAAUGCCCAGCUCCCUGGGAGAGUGUUUCAGUCUCCACUCCCCUUGGAACAGCCUCAGGAUGUCACCAGCUCUGAACAGCCAGCCUGGCUGUUGUUUAAGAUUAUCCCCUCUGCCUCGUUCUGGCUCCCCACCAGAAGGAACAGUCCCUCCACGAACAUUUCUAAUCAUCUGAAAAACCUCGUUGGGAUUGUUCUUUAAGCUUCUAGACUCAAGGGCAUACAAGUUCAGUCUUGUAACUAGUCUUCAAAAUGACUUACUCCUGAUUUUGCUGCUGGAAGACAGCACUUCCUGGUUCUUUGGUUCAUAGUAGCGUACAAUAGCACAGUGCAGAAGGAAGGCUGUUCAGCCCGUCAAGUGUGGGGUAGUAUUUCAAAGAGCAAUCCAGUUAUCUUAACUCUCCCUCUCUUUCCUCUUUCACUCAGUUUGUUCCCCUUCAUGAAUGUACCCCAUUGAAAGCUCCUCGUGGAUUGGGAUCUAUCUCUCUGUUAGGCAGUGUAAUAACUUGUAUUCAUUUCUGCUCAAGAUUUGCUGGGGCACAGUAUUAUUAUCACUGGAUUAGUAAUCAUGAGGUCCAGGCUAAUACUCUGGGGUGGAAAUGUUCAAUUCCUACCAACACUUAACCAGGAGUAGGCCAUUCUGCCCCUCAAUCCUACUCCACCAUCUACAUGAUCUGAUUGUUACCUCAAAUCCACAUACCCACCUCUGAUAACCUUUCACCCCUUCACCAAAUCUAUCCACCUCUGCCUUUAAAAUGCUUGAGAAUUCAGCUUCCAGCUUUCAGGGAAGAAUUCCAAAGUCUUAUGACCAAUGGGUGGCUCAACGGUCAGCACUGCAGCCUCACAGCACCAGGGACCCAGGUUCAAUUCUACCCUCAGGCAACUGACUGUAUUGUGUUUGCACAUUCUCCCUGUGUCUGUGUGGGAUUCCUCCUCCAGUCCAAAGAUGCUCAGGUUAGGUAGAUUGGCUGUGCUAAAUUGUUCCAUUGUGUCUUGGUGGAUUAGCCAUGGAACAUGUCAGGGUGGGAUGGACUGCAGAAGGUCAGUUUGGAUACAGUGGGCUGAAUGGCCUGCUUCCACACUGUAGGAGUUCUAUGAUUCUAACUGGGUGGCCCCUGAUUUUUAAAUAGUGACCCUUAGACUCUCUCUCAAGGAGGAACAUCGUCUCCAUAUCAUACCCUUCAGGACCUUUCACAUUUUAAUCAAGAUACCUCUUACUGUUCUAAACGCUGAUGGAUACAUCCCUAACCUGGCCAGUUUUCAUUCUCUUCUGAAGAUGCCAUUGGACACUUUCUGUUUCUCUCUCCACAGAUGCUGCCAGACCUGCUGAGUCUCUCCAGCAGUUUCUGUUUUUUUUAAAUAUAACUUCAACUUUUAGUUCCACUCAUUCAUUAUGGGGAGAAAAACAGGAUUGGGUUUUGAGCUUGAUGAUCAUCCAUGAGCACGAUGAAUGACAGAGCGGGCUCGAGGGGCUGAAUGGCCUUCUCCUGCUCUCAUUGUCUGUUUUUCAUUCUAGAUACUAAUUUGGCAAAGCUUCUCUGAACUGCUUCCAAUGCAAAAGCAUCAUUCCUUCAAUACAGUGAACAGUGCUCCAAAUGCAGUCUCGUACAGAUGACUCCACAGCGCUGCCUAGCUGACAGAUGGGUCUCACAAUUCAGAGAGCAAGGAAUUAUCCUACCAUUAAUAGCCAACAUCCCUGCCUUAGCUAACACUAGAAAUACAGAUUUUCUUGUUGCUUGUAGGACAUUGGUUACAAAGCAGUUACAAUGUACCGCGCAGGCGUUAAAUAUCCCAAGUUUUUCUCAACCAGGGCAGAACGUAGAAAGGGCUGCAGCUUAUAUCACGAGGCAAUGCUGAAAGGCAGUUACUUCAUAAGCUGUGUGAUUCCUCCAAUAGGAUGCCUGACCCACAAGGAGAGAUUGAGUGGAAUUGAGGUCAAAGUGUUUAAUAGAAUGAGAGGAUGAAAUGUAAAUUUUGCAAAGGCUGGACAGGAUGGUUACUGAGAGGUUAGUUCUCCUGUCUGCAGACAACGACCUUUUCGCAAAAGGAAAACUUUUGACGUGUCUUCAAUGCUGGGAAACGCAGUGGACAUACUGUGCGCUGCAAAAUGCCUCAUGGAAAUGACUGGGUUUCACCGACGUCAGCUGAGGGAUAAACAUUGGCCCUGACCAUCCAAAUAGGGCCACGAGAUACUUGAUGUACCUGUGAGAGGGCUUCAAUUGAAAUCCCAUCCAGGUUGUGGCACCUUCGGCAGUACAGCACUCCCUCUACGCAGUGCUGCAGUUGACACUUGUGUGUGAGGUGUGGGUGGGUCACCCAAAGGACAGCAAGAAAGGAGAGAAAACAACCCGAAUUCAAACCUGUCCCCUCAACUCCUGUACAGCGUUUGAUGAAUCAAAAUCCUAACUCUUGCUUACCGCUGAGCAUGUGACAGAUAAUUAUGGAGGUUUGCUGGAGAACUGUACAAAAAUGCUUUAAGACUGUACAAUCUCUCAUUUGGCUUGUAACUUUCUUUCUGUUAACAAUGGAAAGUUUUCUCAAGAGAAAAACUAUGCUUGA
Molecule: messenger RNA, 5335 nt
Organism: Stegostoma tigrinum
Lineage: Eukaryota; Metazoa; Chordata; Chondrichthyes; Orectolobiformes; Stegostomatidae
Product: probable G-protein coupled receptor 146
Exons: 3
Coding region: 699-1853 (384 amino acids)
Biological process (GO): G protein-coupled receptor signaling pathway
Cellular component (GO): membrane
Molecular function (GO): G protein-coupled receptor activity
Source: RefSeq, a predicted model, not a curated record